This is a messenger RNA of Erythranthe guttata (spotted monkey flower), 7310 nucleotides long. NCBI's taxonomy places the organism in Eukaryota, Viridiplantae, Streptophyta, Magnoliopsida, Lamiales, Phrymaceae. The record is from RefSeq and is a predicted model, not a curated record.
GAUUCUCUGCGUCAAUUUUUUCUUCUUCUUUGAUUUGAGAAUGGAGUAUUUGGGGAGACGAGUGAGGAAGGAGUUCCAGGGCCGAGGCGCAUUCUUCGGUUCUAUUCAGGCGUACACACACGCCACUGGGGUUUUCAGAAUCACGUACACCGAUGGAGUUUCCGAGGAAUUGAGCUUGGCGGAGGUCCAUCCGCUGUUGGUGUCGUCGGCGCCAUCCCGGCCGCCGCUCCCGCCGCCGGAGUCGUCUUCCAGAAGAGGCGGCGACGAGAAGCGACGCCGCAUUACCGGUGAAGGUAAAGUUGGUGGUAAUUCAGUGGUUGGCUGUGGCGUUUCUGUUGAUGGAACCGGGAAUUCGAUGGAGUUGGAUUUGAAUAGCUGUGGUGUGAUUGAUUUGGAGGAUGAUGGUGGUGACCAUGGCCGUAAUUUGGGUAAGUUGCAUGCUUUUGAUUUGAAUGAGGGGUUGAAUUUUGAGUUGCAUGAGGGGUUGGAUUUGAAUAAAGGGGUUGCAGAAGAGGGCUCGGGGGUGAGGAGAGAAAUGAUCGAUUUAAAUUUGGAUGCGGCGGAGUUGGUUGAGAAUGUGGGUUCGAAGAGGAAAGUGAGGUGGUUUGAUUUGAAUGUGGAGUUAAAAGAGGAUGAUGUCAUCGUCUUGGACGAUGACGAAGAUGAAGAGCCAGAAAGAAAUGGAGAUAAGCAGAAGGGGAAUCAGAUCUUAAACAUGGAGGAUAAACAAGAAAGCCAAUCGGAGAAGGGGCGGACCGGAGUUAAUUCUGGAAAGGGGGCGGCGUCGGCCUCAGUAAAUGUGCAUGCAAAGAGGCGCAAGACAGUCAAAGAGGUGGUGGAUAACAAAACCGAAUCCGAUGCAGAAGAGACGAUUGAAUUGGAUCCUGUAACUGGGAAGUUAUAUUUAAAAUCGAAGAAACGUGAAGAAGCCUCAUCGAAAAAGGCGUCUAACAAUCCAGUUGACCGUGUUGAUGGAGGUUCAGGAAGUGCAUCGAGGGGGCGACGAGGUACGAAGCGAACAGAGUCAUCUAACAGCAACAUUAACUUGGCGGCUACACCACAGACGGGGUUGAGGAGGGUCAACCCUAGGGUGGAAGGAACUUCGUUUGCCGGUCAAGGUUCUGCUUCAACUCAGUUGCCCCGUCCCACAUUUUGUGCCCCACAUGACGAAAAGAUGACAGGUUCAUCUUCUAAAAAACCCGAGCAACCGGCUGUUCUUCCACCGAAGGUGGAGUUGCCGCCUUCUUCUAGCUGUUUGGAUCUCAGCGGAGUUCCCGUCUUUGAUGUGUUUUCUAUAUAUGCUUUUUUGAUGGGGUUUUGCACAUUCUUGUUGCUAAGCCCCUUCAAAAUGGCCGAGUUUGUGACAUGUGUCGAAUCCAACGAUUCGACACUAUUGUUCGACUCGAUUCAUUUUGCCCUGUUAAGAGCACUGCGGAUUAAUUUGCAGUCUCUUUCCAGUGAAGGGUCAAAGACGGCAUCCAAUUGUCUCAGGUCGAUCAAUUGGAAUUUUCUCGACUUGAUUACCUGGCCUGAAUAUGCGGUUCGGUAUCUAUUAAUGUACAGCCCUGGAUAUAUUCCUGGUCUGGACCGCAGCAAUUACGAAGUUCUCCAAAGGGACUACUACGGAUUGCCAGUGCCAGCAAAAGUCGAGAUUCUAAGGCAUCUUUGCGAUGACGUGGUCGGGGGGGGAGCCUUCAGGUCAGAGAUGGACAGAAGGACACUGACCACAGAGCAGCCUGUGAGAAUCGCAAGCACUUCUUGUGCCACAGGUGGAGAUGUGAUCGAACCGACCGAUGACAAUGGAGACGAGUGCUGUCUCUGCAAGAUGGGCGGGAACUUAAUAUGCUGCGACGGUUGCCCAGCGGCAUUUCAUUCGAGGUGUGUUGGGGUUGUCAGCAGCCAGCUUCCGGAAGGCGAGUGGUACUGUCCAGAAUGUUCCAUUAACAAGGACAGGCCUUGGAACAAAAUGGGCAUGUCCAUCCGAGGAGCUGAAUCGUUGGGGACCGAUCCAUAUGGCAGGAGGUUUCACAGCUGCUGUGAUUACCUACUUGUGUCUGAGUCAUGCAACGAUGAAUACUCGUUUCGGUUCUACGAGAGAAAUGAUUUGCAUACUCUCAUUGGAGCUCUACAGUCAUCACCCUUCAUCUAUGGCGAAAUAAUCAGUGCUAUCUGUAAGCAUUGGAAUGUGAGUCAUGGAUUUGACAGGACGGGAAUUGAUUUAAUUUCUCCGUCGUCGUAUUUUGUACAGUCUGCUUCGCAUGAGAAACUGCCACUUUCUGUUACACCAUCAGAAGCUCUCGACAAGAAUGAGGGUUUCACUGGAAAAAAGUUUGAUGAGAAGUCCACAAUGACCACCAAUUCUAGUAAUAUUGAAACUGAAACUUCUGUACGCGUAAACAUAGCUGUGAAUGUUGAGAAAGAUGGAGUGAAAAUCGACAACCAAUUAGCGAGCUCUGAAGGUUCAGCUGAAGUCUCUCAAGCAUUCACAAAGACAGAAGCGUUAAAGGAAGGUGGUUUGGAUUGUUCAAAAAGAUGCACUCAGGUUUCAGGUGAUUCCCAGAUUCCAGGGAACCCUGCGAAUGCUGAAGAUCAAUGCACAACCACUUCAACAUUUGGAGAAGGCAAGAACAUAAGUUGUGCAAAUUAUGUCUGUGCAUCAUCCACCAUAAACUCGACAGCAAUUGGGUCUCAAGUGCCUUGUGGGACACACUAUGUUAAUUGUUAUGAAUUUGCUCAAACGGCAUCCUCGAUUUUUAGAGAGUUGACUGCCAAAUCAACUGAUAAAACCAUUGAAGGUGCGAAAAGAUCAGCAGAAGAAAAUGUUUCAGGGCAGCUAAAGCUUAUCUUUAAUAGGUUUGCUCAAUUUUCGUGGUCAAACAUGCGAAAUUCAAAUGUGACAUCAGGCAAAGAAAAGUGUGGCUGGUGCAGUUAUUGCAAAGUUCCUGAAGAUGAAAUGGACUGCUCAUUCGUCAUGAAUGAUAACUUUCCAGCACUAGAAAAUUUUACGACUGAAAGUCUCGAUAUUGGAUCAACAAAGAGGAAAAACCAUCUUAUCGAUGUCAUGUGUCACAUCAUUUGCAUGGAGGAUCAUCUGCAGGGUCUUCUUGUGGGACCAUGGUUAAAUCCGAAUUAUUCGCAGCUUUGGCGUAAAAGUGUUCUUGUAGCAGCUGACCUCGGUUCGAUAAAAACAUUGCUCCUUGAGCUGGAGUCGAAUUUGCAUCAUCUAGCGGUUACUGCAGAUUGGAAAAAGUCCGUGGAUUCUGCUUCUACUAUGGGUUCUGCUUGUCUUAUUGCCAAGAGUAGUAGACGAGUGUCCUUAAACAAUGAAACCAAAAGGACCAGAGCCAAGUGCUCAAAGCUGGAGAUAACACAAACUCCAAAGUCUGCAUGUGGGUUGCGCUUAUUAUGGUGGAAGGGUGACAAGGCAUCGCGUGAGCUCUUCAACUGUAAGGUUCUGCCUCGUUCAUUGGCUUCUAAAGCUGCCCGACAAGGUGGCUUUAAGAAGAUAUCAGGCGUACAAUACCCUGAAAGUGGAGAUACUGCAAAGAGGACCAGAUACACUGCAUGGAGAGCUGCUGUUGAGACAUCAAAAAGCGUGGAAAAGCUUGCUCUUCAGGUGAGGGAGCUUGAUGCACACAUUAGGUGGGGUGAUAUUGGGAACAAGCAAUUCCCCUCAAAGCAGGACAAGGAGUCCAAAAAACCUAUCAAAUCAUUUAAGAAGGUCAUAAUCCGUAAGAAGAGCUGUGAAGGAGAAAUAGUCAGGUACUUACUGGAUUUUGGGAGAAAAAGAUGUAUCCCCGAUAUUGCUGUGAAACACGGAUCCUUACAUGAGGACUCCUCAAGUGAGAGUAAGCAAUAUUGGCUGGAAGAUUCACAUGUUCCACUGCAUCUCAUUAAAGCGUUUGAAGAGAAAAAAAUUGCUCGUAAGUCGAGUAAGACCAUUUCUGGAGAACAUAAUGAGAGCAGUAAGACAGUGGUGAAGCCCUUGCGGAAAAAGGGGUUAGAGUACCUUUUCGAAAGAGCAGAGAGAUUACAGAACCAUCAAUGUGGGCACUGUAAGGAAGAUGUCAACAUCAGGGAAGCUGUGAGCUGCCAGUAUUGCAAAGGUUUUUUCCAUAAAAUACAUGCCCAGGAAUCUGGUGGAUCCAGUACUGCUGAGUCGACGUAUACUUGCCAUGAAUGCCAGGACAGGAAGGUUGUGCAAGUUGAUGCUGGGAAAGGAAAAACGGAGUUGCCAAAACGUAAGAAGAAAAUGAAAGCACCGAAGCCAUUAGACUCGAAGAAAGGGAAAGCGGUCAGCAAAGAAGAGCACCCAGUGGAUUUGAAAACGAUACCAGAAGAUCCGGUGGUUGCACCUGCUGCACGGCGUUCUGUUAGGAAUGCUGAACGCAUUUCGAAGCUGGUUCAGCAGAGUAGAAAAAUCAAAAAAAGGAAGAGGAACAAACGAAAAAAGGACCUCUUGAAGAAGAUAAGCAAACGCAUUCGGCGUAAGAAAAGGACACCUGUAAAUAGCAGUUACUGGUUGAACGGUCUGCAUUUGUCAAGAAGGACAAACGAUGACAGAUUAAUGGAUUUUAGGAGUAAAAAGCUUCUACUGCUUUCUGGAGAGGCGAUUCCCGACAGUGACGAACCUAAAUGCAGCCUGUGCAGCGAACUGGAAUAUACACCAGAGAUGAAUUACGUGGCUUGUGAAAUUUGUCGAGUUUGGUUUCAUGGAGAUGCUUUGGGUCUCACAGCUGAUAAAAUCAACCAUAUCUUUGGUUUUAAGUGCCAUAACUGCCUCGAGAAGAGGCCUCUUAUUUGCCCUAAUCAAGGCUGAACUUGUUUCAGUAAAUAGCGCAAAAUGAUUAGGCAGAUAAUAUCAACAGUUCUGGAACCCGUAGCAAAUAGAGCUCUUUCGGUCUCGUCUGAAUUCUCCCCUCGAUCACUUUUGGUGUCAGGUGAUAUGGUGUAUGGUGGAGGAGCAAAAUAUGGAUAAGUUUGUACAUUAUAUUUCCCUUUGCAAGACCUCGGUUGAUAGUAUAGAUGUCAAAACUAUUUAUGAAACUCGAACUUUCACCUGGGAUUGAAAAGUUCGUUAAGAUAGUUAGACUCAAGUUAGAGACAUUAAAGCCUUUAUCUGAAGCCUUUAUUUUAUUUGUUGCAGAAUAUUGUUUUACAAUUUUAUCUUAUUUUGACAUGACUCCGGGCGGGGUCGGACUUGAUUAGGACCUGUGACAUGGUCAACGGGUUGUUGGCCGGAAAAUGGCCCAUUAAAUCACACACUAAUUUAUUUUCUAUGAUUUUUUCUUAAUUUUUUAAACAGUUAAAAAAAAACAUUUUCCUCAUAAAAACUGCCUCCAGACUACCCUCCCACGGUUCUGGUUAAGAAUUGAGAUAACAUAUUUUCUUUUUUACGUGGAAAACAACUAUCUAUUAUUUUACAUAUGAUGUUUGCCACGUGGUUUGUUGAUCUAUUUGUAUUGAAAAAAUAAAUCCUGAGAGGGAGUGAGAUUUUCGUGAGUGUUUUCGUCCACUUAGAAUAACAACCUCUCUCUCUUUUAUUUUAUUUAUUUAUUUUUUGGAUCCAAAUUUUUUGUCCAAUUACUUGAACUUAUUCUCUAGAAGCAUCAAGCUUGGAGAUAUCUGUGUCCAGUAACUAACUACUAUUUGUUAAAAAGAGGUUGUCUUGAUUUUUCUUGUCUUUUUGAUACUUUUGAUAGUCGUACCUCGAACCUUUUUUUCCUUUUUGGGCUUGGAUAGUAUCCUCAACUUACAAUUUGAAAUAUAUAUUUUAUCUGUUUUUAUUUUUCACUCUUAGCUUUAUAUUUCUUAUGCCAAACCUUUUUUGUUAAUUUCGAAGGGUCAAUGCAUCUUUUUUGUUUGGUCAUAAAACUGUAGUACCUCUUCUUAAUAUAAUGGCACAACUCCGAUGCUUUUAAGUUAUUAGUUUUUUCAAUUUAUAUAUGUCUUAAAUCACCCCCAUCAACUCAAAUCGACUCAAAUGUUCUUUUGGAUAUUUGCUAAUCAUUUCACAUAGGGGUCACUUUGUGGAGGUUCUUCUUAUGUCUCUAACAUACUCGCCAGAAUUGGUCUUUAAAUGGACAAGUUAUUAAUUUUUGCAAAUAAACGAGCUAUGUGCCUAGCUGUAUUCACGUAAUCCUACUAUAUACCUUGUGGAGGUUCUUCUUAUGUCUCUAACAUACUCGCGAGAAUUCGAUCUUUAAAUGGACAAGUUAUUAACUUUUGCAAAUAAACGAGCUAUUUGCCUAGUUGUAUUCACGUAAUCCAAUUAUAUACCUUUUGUAUUAUGUGCUGACUAUACUCUGAGCAUUUAUGAGAUGCAUUUAUUGAAAUGCAAUCCGAUUCUCGUAAUUAUUACUGCUCACUGAUUUUUUUUCUAUAUCUGACAUGUCGAUAGCUGGUGAUUAGCUCAGCGCAUUAAAGAAGUUGCUAUCAGAAUUCUCAAGCCUUUUCUCGCCAAAUAGUCUUGAUUACGUAAAUUGGAUUUGGCAAUUCUAGAAAACAUUCACAUAUGCAAGCUGGCGAGAUUACGGUCCUGGCAUGUAAUUGGUCAAAACUCAAUAUAUUAUUGCUGGACAUUUAAAAGGCAGAAAUGAAGGAGAUUUAGACACCAACCUGCAGCUGGUUGAAGCUAAACGACAAAUCUGGCCCUCGUCAUCGUAAGAGGUACUCUUGUUGGAAUUUUUUUUAAUCACGUCUUAUCCAGGAGCCCCAGAUUUAAAAUUUUUCCACGGGGAUUUCGGGACUCUUAAAUGCCGUCGUCAGAUGCUGGUGCGUCAGAAUUGAAGAAUGAAGGGUACUAAAAGCAAUUGAGGCGAGACGAAGGCAGAGACAAUUGGACUGAAGAGGUUAGUUUUCUUUUUCUGUGUUAUAUAGUAACUACAUGAAAGGUAUGCUGAACUCAAAUGUGACUCUGAGUAUUGAUCGAUUUUUCUUUAUUUAUCGAUGUAACGAUUUACGAGAAUGAUUUUAAAUGACAUGAAAUAAGAGCUUGACACGAGACCAAAUGAUUCGAAAUUCGCUCUGAAAUGUAUCCUCUCGAUUUUGUUUCCUUUACGGAAUUUGAUGGUGGAGCAUACGAAAAAUUUGUUGGUGGUUUGAUGCAGAUUGUCAAACCUGCAGUGCAGGCAACUACGAUUUGGUAAUGGUUAUGUGUAGGGGUAUUAAGUUAGUUUAUUCUGUCGCAAGAGUUUGGUAACUUUUGGCGCAAUAAUUCGAGGUUUUUGCUCUGUUGUGAAUGGUCAACACUUCGAGUCCUGUUGUGAAUGAUACAAAGCUAUGGAUUUCAAGUUUAUAAUUGUUGCCGA